UCCGCCCCUUAUAGAAUCGAUUAUUGAUGGGAAGAUAUUAUUUAACUAUCCAAAAUAUUAUUUAAUUAUUUUCAGAAUUAUUUUCUUUCAAUGUUUAUUCAAAUAGAACUUAAACCCAUCUCAGAAUUUUUAAAUGCUUGAUGACGUCACAUUUAAAACGUGGCAACAUUGGUUUCCCCACUUUGACAGCCAAUGCUUAGUAGAGGGGUACGAAGGAUUCAGCUGUGAACGUGAGCCUUGGAUUGCCAUUGUUUCUCGAGUGUUCGGUCUGAAUCGUAGUGUGCGGGGUCAUUAGACUCAAUUAUUCACCUCUAAUUCUCAGUUCCAAAUUGAUUAAAUAUUACAAUAAAAGUAUAGUGAAGUUAUCCAGCAGCAGUGGAUUUGAAGAAUUUUAGAGCAUACUAUAUCCAAUGAGUUCUACCCCGCACCUACCAUGAAAUCUUAAAGCCACCCUACAACAACACCAAGGCCAGACCACACAGAGAGAAACAAUCAAUAGGCGACCAGCCUGGAUUAUUUCCACAUUUUCUUUUUUUGAGUACCUCCAGCUGCUUUCCAACAGUUUUGAGUACCUUCAGCUGCUUUCUACCAGUCUUCCUCUCCUGUACCUCCAGCAGGACAGCUGCUAGCGAGAGUUAGCACCCUUGGGUGCUCAUUACAUCAACUUCAAGAUUAGGAAAGAGUGGUUUGUUUGGGAACAUUUACUGUGCUCUUAUUAAAGACAGACUGGUUUUGUGAUAUUUAGUACAUUUUUUUUUAUAGUUCAAUUGCACACACAUUUUUCCUGCUUUAUAUUUUUUAUAGGUUUUUUUUUCUUUACAACAUAAUAUUUAAUUGAUAGCGUUCCCCAACACUCUGCAAUCUAUAAAGGUAUAAAUUUCUGAGCUCAGAUAUUUUCCCUGAUAAUAGUAGUCGGUACUCUUAUCUUGAUUAUUUUUAGGCUGUGUUCCACUUUUGUAUAAUUAUUUAAACUCAUUCCAUUAUUUUAGUAUAUGUUUAAUUAAAUUUUUAAAAAUUAACUUCACAUAUUAGUCAAAAUUGUAAUUAUUAACUUUAUUUAACUUGAACUUAUUAACUUUACUUAACUUUAACUUAUUAACUUUAUUUAACUUUAACUUUAAUUUAUUAAAUUCAUAUGAACUUCUGGAUUCUAAUCCCUCAGAUUAGUUUUUGGUUUCACUUGUUAUUAUUACUAUUAUAAACCACGAGUUAGGAAAAGGAUCUGUGUAUCCACUCGUAGGUUUAUUUAUUCAAUAAGGCUUGUGCCUGUCCCACUCACAGUGAGGUAUUUAUAUGUUAUAUAUAGUAUCAGGUAGUAUUUAAUUAAGGUGUACGUAUUAUAAACGUACAAUUAUUAUUUGGUGAGGGUUCUACUAACCUAGUUGUAAGUUGUACUUCCUGUAUUAGAGGUACCCGUAGUCAGUUUUUCUAACCUUAUAAAGAGUAUUCUUAGAUCAUAGUUGUAUGAUGAUUUUGUAAUUGACUUUCACUAGUAUCACUUUUUCCUGUCAUGUUAGAGUUACACACUAGUUACUUGUCCUAACUCAGAGGUUGUUAAAAAGAUCUAGUAGUUACAUUCAAUAAAUAUACAUUUAUUGUGAUUUUUUUUUUCUUAUUACUCCUUUAUUUUUAGUAGUAUAUUUUAUAAUUUAAUAAUCUUUAAUAACUUUUCACAUACUUGUACUACAAAUUUAACAUACUCUAUAGCAGCGUAGAAUACCUGGAAGAGCGUUAACCUAGUUAUCCUUCUUCUGGCGCCCAAAAAUUCAUUCUAUUUUCAGUAUAUUAUUAUAUUUACUCUAUCUAUUUUCUGAACAUUAUCUUCAUAUCUUCUUUUCGAGCCAUCAUUGUCACUUCCUUUAAUCUAUUGUCUGGCCAAAAAUAGCCGUGCAAAUUGGCCGAAUCCUUCCUUGAGUGUCAAGUGGCCCUUCUCAUACAUAUUUAGCUAGCCAUUCAAGUUAUAUCUAUCUAUUAAUGAUUUCUCAUCUCUAGUCCUGUAUCAAUUCGAUAUUCUUUGUCUUGGCAUCCUUCCAUACAAAUACUACUACAAAGUUGUAUUUUAGUUACUCCAGCUUCUUCAACGGAGAAGCCACACAUUUUUGUCCUUUGGCUACAUUAAGUAGAUCUUCUUUUUACUACUUCUGUUGGAGUUUACCACUCCCUUUUCAUUCACUCCAACAGAAAAUCAUCAGCCAGUUGUUACAUCGGCUUUCCAACGUGGUGGCUUUAUUUUUGGUCUGAGACAGUAUUCAUUUAGGUCAAUUCUUCUCUUUUAUCUGAAAUCUCUUUGUUAUUUCCGUUUGGUAUCCUAUACACAUAUUGUUACUUAUUUAUUUUAUUUUUAAUUUCUGAUACAUAUCAGGUAUUCUUAAACGCUGUUUUGAUUUUUGUUUAUAUUUUGGGACCUCAUUAUAGUAUAUGUUUGUGCAGCUUACAUUCUGGGUUAGAUUUUGAAUUUUUAUUGGGAACUUAUAUUUAAUAUUGCUAUUAAUAAUAUAAUUCAUAUAACAAUUUUAUUUCUUCAGUCAAUAGUGGUAUAGUUGGAGGUACAACUAAGUGUUGAUUAUUAUUAUUAUUAUUAUAGAUAUAUAUUUUUUCUAGAGUGGUGGUAAGUUACAUAUAAAUAAAAAAAGUUACUUCCAGUAUUUAGGUAGUAGGUUUACUUGAGUAUACAAUAUUUAUUGGAUUAUUUAUCCAUUUAUUUGAUCUUAUAUAUUUAUUUGAUCUUAUUUAUUAGAUUAUAUACUGCAUUAUAUAUAUAUUUUUUUUUUUUUGCUGGCUAUUUUGAUUUUGUUGGUGUGUUGCUGAUAUUUUCUCGGUUUAUAUUAUAUAUAUUUUGCGUGCAAACUUUCAUAUUUUCAUAUUUUUCAUAUUUCUGUUCUUUGGACUAUUUGUCAAUAACUUUGCUCUCAUCAUGUGUGCUUUUAAAGCUGAACAUCUUCUGGUGGAUGAAUUGGAUUAUGAAUUAAAGAUUCGGGACAUAAUGCCAGAGGAGUCGACAACUGUCGAUAAAAAACGCAAUCUUUUGAGAGGUGCUUUGAAACAAGAAGCUGGCAAUAGAAGUUUUCUCCAAAUUUCAGCUGUAUCCCUUCCUUUUGAGGAACAACAAAAAGGAAUCACUGAAACAUUGGACAGCUUGUCUAAAAAAAUCGAAAAGUUUAGGGGAACUGUAAAGGAUACAGAGUAUGCGCGAUUAACAUCUCGUCUAGGCCAUAUUUCUGCCCGUGUACACUUGCUACACUGUCCUUCUGAAGAACAGGAACCGUUCAAGAGGUCUGUUUCUCUUAAAAUAUUAACACUAGAGGGUGAACUUGAUUCUAGAGUUAACCCCAUUGCUACCUCUACUCCUAAUGCUUCAGUCAAUGUACCUAGCUUUACGUACUCCAAACCUGUUCAAGUACACAAAUGGGGUAUUUCAUUUUCAGGUGAAAAACAGCACACUGAUGUGAUGUCAUUUUUAGAAAGGGUUGAAUGUCUUCGAAUAUCUAGAGGUGUUUCUGAAGAGGAUUUGUUUGCUGCUUCUGCUGAGUUGUUCACCGGGACCGCUUUUACAUGGUUUAUGAAUAACAGGGGUAAUUUUUCUUGUUGGUCUGAUCUGAUUAAAAAGUUGAAGUCGGAUUUUCUUCCGUAUUCAUUCCAGGAUGAUUUAUUAGAUCAAAUUAAGAAUCAUAAGCAGAAACCUGGGGAAUCUGUUACUAUGUUUAUUAAUACUAUAUUAGGUAUGUGUAGUCGUUUAGACACUCCUUUGUCAGAUUUAGCUAAAAUUAAAAUCAUCCUUAAAUGUCUAUUGCCCUUUUAUCAUCAACAAUUAGCUCUUAUGGACAUUCAGAACAUUGAUGACCUUACUAUAAAAUGCAAACGUUUGGAGGAAACGUUAUCCUGGUCUUCUCAACCUCCAUCCACAUCUCGAUCCUCUUCUAACUCUUCUUCUCAGCCAACUUCCUUUAGGCAACGUUCUUGGCUAAAUAAGGGUCAUGAACAUAAUGUUUCGGUUGUUAGUUCUCUUGUCUGCUGGAAUUGUGAUCAGCCUGGUCACCCAUUUUACAAUUGUGGGAUUCCUCAAAAUCGUAUUUUCUGCCAUGGUUGUGGCCGAGAGAACACCCUUAAAAGAAACUGUUCUAAGUGUUCGGGAAACGACACGUCGGAGGUCCGUCCCCUGAACGUUUCUCCGUCCAACAUCCAAUCAGGGAAUCAAACCCCAUCGUCAAACGAAACUGCUGGACCAAGCACAUCCAGCAACCCAAACCCAUCUUCACGAAAAGGGAAAGGGGUGUCGUUCAAGAAAGCAGCACACACCACAAAACAAAAUUAAACCAGAAAUUUAUUUCUAUAGAUAAUACGUUAGAUUUGCUUGAUUCAAAUGAUCACAGAUGGUCAUUUACAAACGCUUCUUUGAUUGGUAGUGUUCAACGUAACAAUAAUAAUUGUGAUAGUAAUGUGGUUCCAUUAUCUAUAUUAGAUUCUAGUUUUGUUAAUGAUGAUGAUACGUCUGGGUUAGUUCCAUAUAACGGUUGUAGACAACCAAAUACUUUAGAUUUAGAUAUUAAUUCGUUAUUAGUUAGGAAACAAAAUGAUAAUAGGCCAUAUCUUCCUAUUCAAAUUUUAGGACAAUCGUGUUUAGCUUUGUUAGAUAGUGGCUCUAAUAUUUCAUUGAUAGGGGCACAUUCGUUAAAUUUAUUGAAAAAUUCUAG
Molecule: messenger RNA, 4691 nt
Organism: Diabrotica virgifera virgifera (western corn rootworm)
Lineage: Eukaryota; Metazoa; Arthropoda; Insecta; Coleoptera; Chrysomelidae
Exons: 2
Coding region: 2915-4312 (465 amino acids)
Molecular function (GO): nucleic acid binding; zinc ion binding
Source: RefSeq, a predicted model, not a curated record